AUGGCAAUUCGCCUUGGCAGUCCAAAAAAUGUGGAAUCGCGCUGUCAAAUGGGCUUGCGACCUCCCCGCGGUGGCGCACCCGCGACACCGGCCGUGGUCUCCUCAGCUUUCCACAAGGCGAGGACCCCAGCCACCGCUAUGAAGUCCGCCGCCACCAUGAGAUCCGUCAGUGCUCGGGGCUCCCUGGUCGACAGCUCUUUCAAGGGGCCGGGGAAGGUGGUGUUCGCGCAGGUGGCGGCCAGGCGGGGGAGGCGCGCGGGUGCCCGUGGGUCGGGUCCCGUCUCCGUCGUGGCAGAGGACAGGCCGAUCAUCAUAGGCCUGGCUGCCGACUCAGGGUGCGGAAAGUCCACAUUCAUGAGGCGCGUGACGGGCGUUUUCGGCGGCACCCCUCAUCCCCCUGCCGGUGGAAAUCCUGACUCAAACACCCUUUUGUCUGACAUGACGACGGUCAUCUGCCUUGAUGACUACCACUGCCUGGACCGUUUUGGCCGCAAGGAAAAGAAUGUCACUGCGCUGGCACCCGAAGCACAGAACUUUGACCUCAUGGCUGAGCAGAUCCAGGCCAUCAGGGAUGGUAAGGCGAUUCAGAAGCCCAUCUACAACCAUGUGACUGGAUUGAUCGACCCACCAGAGGAGAUCGCCCCUCCCAAGAUCUAUGUAAUUGAGGGACUCCAUCCAUUCUAUGACGAGCGCGUUCGGGAUCUCCUGGACUUCAGCAUUUACCUGGACGUUUCUGAUGAAGUCAAGUUCGCAUGGAAGAUCCAGCGUGACAUGGCUGAACGAGGGCACAGCCUUGAGACGAUCAAGGCAUCCAUUGAGUCAAGGAAACCAGAUUUCAAUGCUUACAUCGAUCCACAAAAGCAGUAUGCAGACAUGGUCAUUGAGGUGCUGCCAACCCAGCUGAUCCCUGACGAUGAGGAGAAGAAGGUCUUGCGGGUACGACUCAUCCAGAAGGAGGGCAAUGAUAAUUUUGACCCUCUGUACCUCUUCGAUGAGGGCUCCACCAUCUCAUGGAUCCCCUGUGGAAGGAAGCUGACCUGCUCAUUCCCUGGAAUUAAGUUUUUCUACGGACCCGACACUUAUUUCGACGAGGAGGUGUCAGUGGUAGAGAUGGAUGGCCAGUUUGACAAGCUUGAGGAGCUCAUUUACGUGGAGAGCCACCUGAGUGGCACCUCCUCCAAGUUCUAUGGCGAGAUCACGCAGCAGAUGCUGAAAAACUCAGGUUUCCCAGGCUCCAAGAAUGGGACUGGCCUGUUCCAGACCAUCGUCGGCCUGAAGAUUCGUGAGGUGUAUGAACGUGUGGCCCAGAAGCAGGUCAUGCCAAUCACCUAG
Messenger RNA from Ostreobium quekettii, 1332 nucleotides. The record is from the annotation of a GenBank genome assembly. NCBI's taxonomy places the organism in Eukaryota, Viridiplantae, Chlorophyta, Ulvophyceae, Bryopsidales, Ostreobiaceae.